Molecule: messenger RNA, 2675 nt
Organism: Bufo bufo (common toad)
Lineage: Eukaryota; Metazoa; Chordata; Amphibia; Anura; Bufonidae
Gene: A4GALT
Product: alpha 1,4-galactosyltransferase (P blood group)
Exons: 3
Coding region: 54-1109 (351 amino acids)
Biological process (GO): protein O-linked glycosylation
Molecular function (GO): acetylglucosaminyltransferase activity
Source: RefSeq, a predicted model, not a curated record
ACCGGAGCCCAAUAGAUCAGAUAUUAAAAAGGUUCAACAAUUUGACCAACAACAUGAAACUAUCGAACUAUCUGUCCUCAACAGUAACUCUAAAUUUUAAGUCAUGGUCGAUGUCAUUGGUUUCUUUCAGUUCACUUUCAUUGAUAUUCAUCUUCAUAUAUGUUAAGUUCACUUUCAUCACAGAAGAAAAAGCUCACCUACAUCAUUUACCUAAUGAGAUUACUUGUCCCGAUUCAAUCCCAAAUGAACUCAAUAGUUCUCAAAUUAAUGCAACCAGUGGUGGUGGCAUCUUCUUCUUGGAGACCUCAGACAAGACUAGUCCAACCUUUCAAGUAAUGUGUGCUGUUGAGUCAGCAGCUCGAGCCAACCCCAACACAAAAAUAACUAUAAUGAUGAAUGGGUUAACAGCCAACAACCAAUCAAUACCUCGAAAUUUUGGCAUUUCUCUUCUCAGUUGCUUCUCAAAUGUAGAGUUUGUUCCACUUGACUUCAAGAAACUGUUUAUGGAUACGCCUCUGAGCAUGUGGUACUCCAAAGUAGAAAAGCACUGGGAAUCAGUGGACUACCCAACUCUAUCAGAUGCCUGUCGGUUGGCUAUCCUCUGGAAAUGGGGUGGGAUUUACCUGGAUACAGAUUUCAUAAUCCUGAAGAAUUUAGUAAAUAUCACAAAUUCGAUGGGCCUACAAUCAUUGUACACCGUCAAUGGAGCCUUCCUCACCUUCCAACCUCAGCACAAGUUCAUUGAGCUCUGCAUGAGGGACUUUGUAAACACUUACAACUACUGGUUGUAUGGGCAUCAAGGUCCUCAGCUUCUGACUAGGGUAUACAAGAGGUGGUGUGGGAUUCAUAGACUUAGAGACAAGAAGAGCUGUAGGGGAGUGAAUAUUCUUCCCAAGGAAGCCUUCUAUCCAGUUGACUGGCAGGACUGGAAAAAGUACUUUGAGGUGAUUGACCCAAAAGAGAUGAAGAUGUUAUUGAGAAAUAGCUAUGGUGUGCACCUUUGGAAUAAAAAAAGCCAAGGACGUCACCUGGAAAACGGCUCUUUUUUGGAACAUCUUCAGUUGAAGCACUGUCCUACAACUAACAGUUUAAUGAAGAUGUAUCUUUAAGAAGAUGUCAAACUAAUCACAAUGGCCUAUCCUCUGGACAAUCGGGACCCCUGGCGAUCAGCUGUUUGAGAAGGCACAGGUGCUCCUGUGAGUUCCGGUGCCUUCUCUCAGCUUAUCAAGCACAGCGCUGUAUAUUGUAUAGUGGCUGUGCUUGGUAUCGUGCUCAGCCCCAUUCACUUAAAUGGGGCUGAGCUGCGCCUAAGCCACGUGACAUAUGAACGUGUCGUCAUUGGCCUUGGAAAAGCAAAGAGAAGGCCACAGCGCUCACAAAUGUGGUAGUCAAAUGAAUCCCGUUUGACUUGACUACCACAUUUAUGGUCAUUGGUCUAACUCUAAACCAUCAGAGGAUAUUCUUUUUUUUAUGUUUACUGGCUUAGGGUCUUAUGUUUCCUUUGGGGUUCUCAAUGCUGUUUUUGUCCACCUUAUCUAUGGCAUAGACAUUCAUGUAAAAAAUGUCCAAGCAUCCCAAUCAUUUCAUAAUUAGGUGUUAAUAAAUGGCCCUAUGGUGAUAAGCAAGAUGAGUACUCCAAAACUUGGACAAAAUAGAAAAUCUUCAUGUAAUGAUCUCCAUAUUUAUUAUAUUGCGUCAAGGACAGGCAGAGUUGUCCUUCAGACUGUUAUGGAAGCCUUUUGUUACAGCUUUUACUUUCAAUCUUCCUAUACUGUAGAAUCUCACUUUAUGGUGGCUGUAAACUGAUGUGUUUGAAUGUGAAAGAAGAAUAAUAGGAGACUUCUUACAGGAAAUUUUCUCUACCUCUCUGGUAUAUCGCCAUUAUUUUUGUAUUCCUUUAUUAAAAGAACUGUCCCUUUAAUUGUCACAUGUCCUGAUGUAACUAUUUUAAUAUUAUGUCCUUUGGGUUCUUGAAAUGAAUUAACCACCGGCGCUAGUUACACCAAGCAAGCAGCAGUGUCUAUACAGCUCCGUAAUAGCUGCCACAGAAAACUUAACAAAUCACUUGUAUGUAGAUGCAAUUUUUGGUGCUUACAGCAGCCCGUAGCUCAAAGUGGUGACGUCACCGGCUCCCGCUGUGAGCGUGAGUAUUAGCGGAGUUUCGCUACCGGCCGGGGCAAACUCCAAACAGCAUUUUACCUGUAAAACCCUCUGCGCAGAAGAAUCCGUACAGAUAGAGACCUUGGACAAAGCGGUACUUCGAUUUCAUACAUCAGAAACAAGGUAAUCUUGAUGACAAGGCUGAUGUGAAACGGUACCACAUGGUCCCAGUAAGUUGGCAGUUAGGGUUAUCAGUGAUGGGCGCGGUGUCAUUGCAUCUACAUACGAGUCCUUUGGGUUCUUGAUGGCAGUGCUCUCACCAUAAUAUGGGAACAGCUUGGCUUAUACUUCUUAAUAAAAGAUUCCAUUGAAGUAACCAGCUACACACAGAACCCAAACUGAAGUUUCCUUGACUUCUCCUGCUCAGUUCUGGAUUAAGCUACUGCAAAUACAAAUAUUUGUAUGAUGUCUGACGGGUGAAGUCAUGGAAAAAUAGUAACCCAACUACAACCUGAUCUUUCAAUGUCUCCCUGCUGAAUUGUACUUGGAAACAGUUGGGUUAUAUAUACGUACAU